Messenger RNA from Amaranthus tricolor (Joseph's coat), 804 nucleotides. RefSeq lists its product as uncharacterized. The coding region runs from base 1 to 804 and encodes 267 amino acids. The transcript is spliced from 2 exons. Lineage: Eukaryota; Viridiplantae; Streptophyta; Magnoliopsida; Caryophyllales; Amaranthaceae. The record is from RefSeq and is a predicted model, not a curated record.
AUGGCCUGGCGCAUUCAUAUGAUAAAUGAGUCUUUGUGGGUUAGAUGGGUCCAUGGUGUGUAUACCAAAGGCGAUAACUUGGAGAUUUUCAAUGCGCCCAUCACGGCUAGUUGGGUUAUGAAGAAGAUCUGCUCCACCAAAGAUACUUUGAGGAAUUGGAUCUUUCAUGAUUCUUAUUCCAUUAAAGUUGUGUAUCAUGAGACUUUCAAGUCCACUCCAAAAGUUAAAUGGAGAUUUGUGGUUUGGAAUAGAAUGUCUAUCCCAAGACAUCUUUUUUGCUGUUGGCUCAUGGCUUUGGACAAGCUUAAAACUAAAGAUAAGCUCCAAGCUUUGGAUGUAACAACUGAUGACCUUUGCCCCAUGUGCAAUAUGAGUGCUAAGGAGACGGUUUACCACCUAUAUUUUGAUUGCCCGUUCAGCCAAAAAUGUUUAGAUGGUAUAGAAGCAUGGUUAGGUUUCAGAUUCAAGCACAUUGAUAAAAUGGAUUUCCGCAAACUCAAAUUGAAGAAGCUUCACCAACAAUUCAUGUGUUUCAUCUAUACUUGUACUAUUUAUGCCAUAUGGAGGAGUUGGAAUGUUGCUGUUUGGGAAAAUAUGGCGCCUACUCCUGGAUACAUGGUUCUUCAGAUCCAAUCGGAGAUUGUGCAUCGCCUCAAAGCAAUCCAUUCUUUUGUUGCUGACUUGCUGGGCUUUUGUAUAGCUUCCUUUUUUAGCUCUGUGUUUUUUGCCUCUCCUUACUAUUAUGCACAUGAAGUGUGGGGCGUUGCAACCCUUCCUAAAAGGUGGGCUUCGUUUCCAUACUGA